AUGUCAGCUCGACCGCCGGACGCAGACCGCAAUCAGGCAAGUGCGUUUCGGUCAGUAUUGAUCGCAAGGCUGAGUGCAGCCUGGGUUGGCAGGAAGCGACGAUCUACAUGGCAAGCAACUCCGCCAGUCCACUUGGCUCCCGUUGACUUCUCAGCCGUACAGGGCAACUUGGACGAGAGAGUGACAGAUGCGCUCGUAUGGGAGCUCAUGCUCCAGUGCGGACCCAUCGGCAAUGUCCAUCUGCCAAAGGACAGAGUCUCGAUGGCUCACCAGGGCUACGGCUUCUGCGAAUUCCAGAACGAAGAAGAUGCAGAGUAUGCAGUCAAGAUCAUGAACCAGAUCAAGCUGUUCGGCAAGCCAAUACGAGUCAACAAGGCAUCAAGCGAUAGAAAGCAGGUCGAUAUCGGCGCAAAUCUGUUCAUCGGCAAUCUCGAUCCCGCCGUCGACGAGAGGUUGCUCUAUGACGCUUUCUCCAAUUUUGGCACGAUGACCAAUACAGCCUAUAUCCCGCGCGAGACGGGGACAGGUGCAAGCAGAGGACACGGCUUCAUCAGCUUUGAUACGUUUGAAGCUUCAGAUGCGGCCAUCGAGGCAAUGAACAACCAGUACCUCAUGAACAAACCCAUCACAGUGCAAUAUGCGUUCAAGAAAGACACAAAGGGCGAGCGCCACGGCAGUGCGGCAGAGAGAUUACUUGCAGCUCAGGCUCAGAAGAACUCUCUCAUCCAGCCUGGAGGACCUCGGACGGCCAUGGGCAUGCCACCGCCUCCUCCGCCCAUCCCGGCAGGCUUCCAAGCCCAAGCUCCCACACCUCAGUUCGCUCAACCGCCCCCUCCUCCUGGAUUCGGUCAGUAUCCAGCCGGAUUUGCACCACCGCCUGCUGGCUUCGCACCACCUCCUGCAGGGUUCGGUCAACCUGCCUAUGGCUACUAG
Mixia osmundae IAM 14324 is the source of this 933-nucleotide messenger RNA. RefSeq lists its product as uncharacterized. The transcript is spliced from 5 exons. Gene Ontology annotation, molecular function: RNA binding. Bases 1 to 933 code for a protein of 310 amino acids. The record is from RefSeq and is a predicted model, not a curated record. NCBI's taxonomy places the organism in Eukaryota, Fungi, Basidiomycota, Mixiomycetes, Mixiales, Mixiaceae. Gene Ontology annotation, biological process: positive regulation of mRNA splicing, via spliceosome. Gene Ontology annotation, cellular component: nucleolus; U12-type spliceosomal complex.